This is a messenger RNA of Puntigrus tetrazona (Sumatra barb), 2533 nucleotides long. It is a transcript of the gene ebag9, whose product is annotated as estrogen receptor binding site associated antigen 9. Gene Ontology annotation, cellular component: secretory granule. The transcript has 7 exons. Bases 276 to 914 code for a protein of 212 amino acids. The record is from RefSeq and is a predicted model, not a curated record. Lineage: Eukaryota; Metazoa; Chordata; Actinopteri; Cypriniformes; Cyprinidae.
CACAGACUCCAGUUCCCUGUUGGUGUGAGGUGAUACAAUGAAGGGACGAUGGCUGCUUGCAUCAGACUAAUAUGGAUGAGAAUGACCACCUUGACAGCCGCUAUUCAUGAUGGUUCUGCUUUCCUGAACGCUGUCUUUGCCAAAACACACUAAUUUCCCUGUUUCGUCCCAUCUGUAAAGGCCAAGUGUUGUAUUUGCCUCAGUCUGCUAGCCCCGUGCUAUGAUUCUAUCCACAUCAACUCUCUUUAAUUGACCUGACCGAUAUCACUCAUAACAUGGCCAUCACACAGUUUCGCCUUUUUAAAAUAUGCACCUGCUUGGCGUCUGUUCUCUCAUUCUUGAAAAGACUGAUUUGCAGGACUGGAAGGUCACGCAAGCUGAGUGGAGAUCAGAUCACCCUCCCAACCACUGUUGACUAUUCCUCUGCACCAAAACAGCCAGAGAUCGAGGAGUGGAGCUCGUGGGAUGAGGAAGCUCCAACAAGUAUUAAAAUUGAGGGUGGUAACGGGAUAGUUCCACCUCCACAGAAUGAAGCUGAAGAAGAAGAGCCAGACUACUUCAAAGACAUGGCACCCACCAUCAGGAAAACACAGAAAAUUGUCUUGAAGAAAAGGGAACCUCUGAAUUUCUCUAUGCCAGACAGCUCCUCAGGUUUCUCCAGCCGACUAGCCGCCACUCAGGACAUGUCCUUCAUCCAGCCCUCUGCGGAGCUGGGGGACCUGGACACCUGGCAGGAGGACACCAACGCCUGGGAGGAUGAGGAAGAUGCAGCUUGGGAGGCAGAGGAAGUGCUGAGGCAGCAGAAGCUGGCUGAGCGAGAGAGACGUGCAAUGGAGCAACAGAGGAAGAAAAUGGAAAAAGAGGCCCAGAGAAUGAUGAAAAAAGAGCAGAAGAUUGCUGUCAAGCUUUCAUAACAUUAAUACAGCGGACACUCAAAGCAACAGCCAAACAACUGAACAUAUUACAUUUUACCUUGUUUCAUCAACACUGCUGUCUUCACCUUUAUGGGAUAUUUUUUUUUGGUCCAUCAUCCAUCUUGGGGAAUUUUUGUUUGUUUGUUUCUUCAGUUUUUGUUUUUUUUUUAUUGGACUGAACAGAGCACAAAGAAUCGUCCCUUUUGUUUAUUUUUGAGUUAUUGUGACAUUUCUUACCAUGCUCUCGAUGAAAGAAAAAAACCAAAUGUUUUUUUUCUGUCAGUAUUUAUAACACUUGAGUGAUUUUGUCAAGAAAAAUUUUAGAUAAGGAUUUUUUUUUGUCUUCCAUUUGUUUUUCUUCAUCAUUUUCUCCUGUGCUUUAAACACUGGACCUCACCAGAAAUUAGUGAUAUCUCAAUAUUUCAAAAGAAUCAAAUUCAUGCAACCUUGGGUUUUUGCUCUACUCAUUCUAUUUAGCCGUCUAUCUAAUCUGUUGUCAUUCUGUUUACCUGAUAAUUAGGGGCUUAAUUGUGAAUAACUCUUAUAUAUUGAUCUUGAUUUUUCUAAAGACAACAAUUUGAGUCAUCUGGUUAAGGAAUUAGUAAUUAUCAGUGGGAAUAGAGAGCAGAAAUAUUCAGUAUGUACCGAGGCUCCAAGAGAGCUCUUUCAAGAGGUGUGGGUUGGUCGUCAUGGAAACGCUGAAAUUGUUAAAAUAUCCAAAUUGGCAACCAAACCAUCUUUUAUCUAUAGUAAUACUGUGUUACUGAGAAGAGCAUUGACUAAGAGAAAAGAAUUCACCAUUUAAAAGUAAUUUCACCAGAGGAACGGCUUGUGUUUAGCUAUUAAAGUGUUUCUUAUCGCUUGAAAAUAUAGAAAUUGAUCAUGUUUACUGAUAGGAUGAUGGUGGUGCUGAAAUUAACUUCUGCAUGCUAUGAUGAAUAUUAAGGAACAUGAAGCCAUGAGAGCCACAGGCACAGAUAACAAUGAAAAACUGAAUAAAAUCUAUUUUUAUUUUGCUAUGAUUUAUGUUUCCCACUCAUGCAUGCUCAUGCUUUUUUUAAGUUGUUUUUCCACAGUGCAGCCUCAGCUGUAAUAAACAUUUCGGUUGUCUGUUCAGUGGUUUACUUUUAUUAAGAGGCUUUCGGAAUCUUCUACUGUCAUUUCUUCACCCAAAAAACAUGCUCAUCGUGCCGUGGUAAAGAUGACGUCUUCGGGUCUUUGAACAUAAUCAGCAAUACCAGACUUUAUUGGAUCUGUUUGUACUCAGACUGUUAAGAUGUUCAAUCAGCAUCAUAAAGCUGAAUACAUGUCAUAUCAUUUGUGAUAUUCAAGGUCAGACGCGUUGUCCGGACCGGUGGAAUAUUCCAGCUCUGAGAACAUGAUGUCAUAAUCCCCAUCUGCCUCAGCAACGCCCUCGGUCGACCAACCCUCCCACAGCCUGACCCACUUAGACAGAAAUAGAGGAAAAUAAACUCUGACUGAAUUAUACAUUACGUGCUGUCUUCUGCAGCUGUGCGCAUCAUCAUAAUCACACCUGACUUUAUGGUUUUCACUCGGGUUUGUCUCUGUAAUCAUCAAGGUUUUUGGACCAUGUUCAUUAAAUAAAAUGUAUAUAAACA